AUGGACAACAUAAAGGUCAUAGCGGCAAAUCAUGGAAAAGUAACUCUUCGGGAGAUGAAUCUUAGCCAAGGAGGAAAUAAUGUCCGUUGGCUAAACGAUCGAGAAGAAAGACUACUGCAAACUUCUUUACACUCUAUGGAAAAAGCUCAUAAGAGAGCGCUGAGUCGACUGCAAACUGAAGUCAAAGACCUGCACCAUACGUUAAGAGAACAAGCAAUAAUUCGCUCACCCCUGCUAACAAAAGAAGCAUAUUUGUUAGACAAAGACGUCCUCGAAUGGAAGAGGCCUGCAACUGCAGUUAACACAAAGACUUUUAAACUACACGAUGAAAGCUUAGCGCAAAAUAAAACUGAAGAAGCAACAAGAAGUCCUGCAGGGGAAGUCAAAGAUUCGCCUUUGGAGCACGUUACAAUAGAGGGUGAGUUAACAUAGACCACGUUUCUACAAGCUUAUUAAUGAGAUCUAAAUUCUACAUUAUUAUUCCAUUAUUUGCAAUCGUUUGUAUCGCCGACGUUUUAAGAUGAAAUGUGAAACACCUUUGUCGAUAAAAGAAGAAACAACGCGCAUUUUAGUAGGAUAUAAGGACUAGCUAUUUCCCUUCUUAUUUGAAUGUUAAGCGCGCAGAAAGGCAAAAGAAUCUGCGAGAGUUUGAUCAUUUGUUCAGCGAGCGCACUUGACUGUUAUUCUCAAUCUGUGAGUCUGGAACAUUCUUGUUAUCUGAACAAGACUUGCAGGAAGUUGUGUAUAAAUAUGAAAGACGAUAAUGACGGGGCUUCGAAUAAACAUAACGGAGAAAAGUACCGUUAAUCCAUUUACAUUCAUAACCUUAAAUAAAAGAAAAGAAAAGUAAGCAUUUUUCCAGCCUGCGGACAAGGCAGUGUGACAAUUGAGAUAGAAAAUAUUGCUGGUAAUGCGUCAAAAAACCACCACCAAAAAGUUAAGCAGACUUACAGUAGUCAUAUAUCCAGUGAUAUAUUUCUUAACCUUAAAGUCUGUCAUUUUAAAACAGUGAGAUCUCUUGGUGUGGAACAACAUUGAAAAGGAAUUGCUCGAGGCACCGGAUCUGCCGGAUUUCAUAAGUCUGCCAUGCUCACGUUCGCGGUUUUUAAGCGUGGUGUUCAUCGAAGCGCGCAAAGUCACGACUAGUACUUGCCUUUUUCUUCCAAAAGUGCACUGAAAAAGCCAAAAACCAAAUUCAUUGAAAAUUUUCGAAUAGACUUUUUACUUAUUUCACUUCACCAAGCACACAAUAAAAAGGCAAAAAGGCUUCAGGCUGAGGCUUGCGGAAGCCUAAGUCAGUACCUUUGUUCCCAAGAACGCAGGAAAGGUCAAUUACAUUCUGUAACGUCUUGAAAAACAAAUAGUACCAUGUUUAAGUAUUGCUAAAACGGAUUCAUUUGAAUGGUCACGCUAUUAGAUCUCUUUUAAACACUUCAAUCCAAAAUUUGAUACACAUUUUCAAUAAUCUAGGAGAUUAAGUGGUUAUUAAAAAGAAUAAAAUGAAGCGAAAAAAGUGGUGGCUAAAACUAAUUGACAGCACUGCGUUUGAGGUGAUUACUGUGUUAGGUAGAAAGUUUGCACUGACUCAUGUGGCCUGAGGGCACAAUUACAGAUAUUUUAAACAGAACAUAUUUUGAAUUACAAGGCAAACAAAACAUUAAGAUCAAACAUUUACAGUCUAUCCAAAUGCUCGUUUCAAUUCUCCGCGAACCAAAAAGUCCUAUUUAUUUUAGCCUGUUCCAGGCUCCAAGAUCAGUGAUGAGCAGAGAUCGUGAAAAAACUUAUGCGAAAACUGACGCACGGGCGCUGAUCACGCGCUUUUUAUUUUCGCAUGAGUGCCUUGUUUUCAGUUAACCCCCUUACUAUCUGAAUGACUGGCAAAGGCUAUAAUUAUUUUAAAAACUACUUCGACUUGCUGAAAGUUGAAAAAACUCCCUAUCCAUUUUACUGAGCUGGAUAUCGCAAAAGACAACUCGCCUCAAAUCAUUGACUCAAAUCAUUGACUCAAAAUCCAGUUUCUUGCAGCUUUGUAAUGAGUUCACGUCAUUUGCGUAGAUGGGACAUAUACAUGUAAGGGUGUUUUACGGAGACGUGAUUUAACAAUAAAAUAAAUAGUGGGGAGUAUAUAUGGAUGUCGCGUGCUUCUUGUUUAUCUAAUUCCUUUAAUUUGUCGGUUGAGUCCCUCAAUAUCAUUCUCUCUUAUUCACGCAAUAAGGUUCUUCUAAGAGCCAAUAUCUCCUGUCAGGUUCAGUUAAUUUAUACUCUAUAAUUACCACAGUUGUGACUUUGCAGAUUAUAACCAACCUUAAUUGUCUUUAUAACAGAUAUAAACAGCCUCAACCAGCAAAUGACCAGGAGAAGCUCAAGAAAGACGAAAAAACAACCUGAAAUGGCUUGGACAAGAAAGCUGUCAUCGGCCCAAAAACGACCGCUAUCAAAGCACUUAUCGAACUCAUCCGACAACUCUUCGUCUUCAACGAAUGCUGCCUCGGGACAUCGUCGUAAAAUUUCCGUCGCCGAUCCACCUACAAUAAGCGUUGAACUAAGUCCUCAGUUAAGGAGGACGUCUAGUCAAAGCUCGCUUCAGAUCAACCCUAAUACCGCAUUCAACCGCGGUAAAACGCGAUCUGCCGAGAUGAUAAACGGCACUUCAGCAUAUCACAACACGGGAAACGCCAUCAACGAUCCUUUUCCACCGAGGCUGAGAAAAAAUUCGGCUCAGUCCAUGAAUCACGUUGCAAGUCCCCUAUUUUUCAGAAGAAAAAUUUCCCAACAGCACGCAACGCGCAGCUCAUCGCCUUCACGAGGAGUCCGAAAAAUCUCCUGUCCCACUAAUCUACAGCAUACUCCCAUAGUGCAACAGGAGGAAAUCAUACCUCUGCAGUUAUCACGUGACAGCAGCGUGACAUCCUCACGAAUGACUGUAACCAUGACUACCGAUCUUCCUAAGCUGGAAAUGCCACAUAGGAUAGAGCAGAUAUCGCCCGGCUGUGAAGGCAAUGUUAGUCCCCUAGGACUUCAUGUCAGUGGCAUGGACUGUACCCUCCAAGAAAAAGUCAAUAACUUUCUUAGGAGUUUGGAGAGAAAUGACGACAUUCAUGAACAGGACGAAAAUAGGGCUGAAAAGCAGUAA
Molecule: messenger RNA, 3133 nt
Organism: Porites evermanni
Lineage: Eukaryota; Metazoa; Cnidaria; Anthozoa; Scleractinia; Poritidae
Source: the annotation of a GenBank genome assembly